Molecule: messenger RNA, 582 nt
Organism: Sorex araneus (European shrew)
Lineage: Eukaryota; Metazoa; Chordata; Mammalia; Eulipotyphla; Soricidae
Product: olfactory receptor 5A1-like
Exons: 1
Coding region: 1-582 (193 amino acids)
Biological process (GO): sensory perception of smell; G protein-coupled receptor signaling pathway
Cellular component (GO): membrane
Molecular function (GO): olfactory receptor activity; odorant binding
Source: RefSeq, a predicted model, not a curated record
AUGGCCUAUGACAGAUACGUGGCCAUUGGUAACCCCCUGCAGUACUCAACCAUCAUGGUGCCUGGGCUCUGUAGAAUGAUGGCUGCUGGGGCUCUUGGAACUGGUUUCUUCUGUGGCUUAGUUGAGACAAUUUCUGCAUUUAAUCUGUACUACUGUGGGCCCAACUUCAUUCAACAUUUCUUUUGUAAUGUUCCUGAGAUUGUUGUCUUAGCUUGCUCCAGUCCCUUCAUCAGCCAAAUGAUUCUUUUUUUUGUAGUGACAUCUGUUGGGUUUGUUUCUUUGCUAAUCAUCCUGCUAUCCUAUGGUUACAUUGCAGCUUCCAUCCUGAAAAGAUCCUCAGUCAAAGGUAGUCUCAAGGCCUUCAACACCUGUGCCUCCCACCUGGCAGUUGUCACCAUCUUCUAUGGCACAGCCCUGGCUGUGUAUGGGAAUCCUCCUUCUAGCCACUCUGAUAAGCAGAACAAGAUACUGUCAGUGUUCUACAUUCUUAUUAUCCCCAUGUUGAACCCUCUGAUCUAUAGUUUAAGGAACAAGGAUAUCAAAGCUGCAUUAAAAAGGGGGAUAAAAAAGUCAAGACAUUAA